This is a messenger RNA of Cucurbita pepo subsp. pepo (vegetable marrow), 2388 nucleotides long. RefSeq names its product high affinity K+ transporter 5 (gene HAK5). Lineage: Eukaryota; Viridiplantae; Streptophyta; Magnoliopsida; Cucurbitales; Cucurbitaceae. The record is from RefSeq and is a predicted model, not a curated record. Gene Ontology annotation, molecular function: potassium ion transmembrane transporter activity. Gene Ontology annotation, biological process: potassium ion transmembrane transport. Gene Ontology annotation, cellular component: membrane.
AUGGCCGACGACAAAGUGGGCGUAGGCAACAACAACUUGGGUAGCCGAAAGCCUUCAUGGGCCACCCUCCGCCGUGUCGACUCCCUCAAUCUCGAGGCCGGAAGGAUUCCGGUCGCCACCGCUCAUCAACCUUAUAGGGUGAAUUGGCAAAGGACUUUGAGCUUGGCGUUUCAGAGCAUGGGAGUAGUGUACGGCGACAUCGGAACAUCACCGUUGUACGUGUUUGCGAGCACUUUCAGCAACGGCAUCGACAACACGGAGGACGUGAUCGGAGUUCUGUCGCUUAUAAUCUACACCAUAGCGUUGGUUCCAUUAUUGAAGUACGUUUUGAUUGUGUUGUGGGCGAAUGACAACGGCGACGGUGGGACGUUCGCUCUAUAUUCGCUGCUGUGCCGCUACGUGAAAGUGGGAUUGAUUCCAAAUGACCAGCCAGAGGACAGGGAACUGUCCAAUUACCAGCUGGUCGUGCCUUCCAACCUGAGACGGUCUCAGAAAGUGAAGGAGAAGCUUGAGAACAGUAUGUUUGCAAAGGUUGCCCUUUUUCUUCUCACCAUUGCUGGGACUUCCAUGGUUAUUGGAGAUGGGGUUCUCACUCCCGCUAUCUCAGUGCUCUCGGCCGUGAGUGGAAUCAAAUCACUAGGGACAGAUGCGGUUGUGGGGAUAUCAGUAGCAAUUCUUGUGAUCCUGUUCAGCAUUCAACGAUUUGGAACAGACAAAGUGGGGUUCUCGUUUGCCCCAAUAAUCUUUAUAUGGUUUUCAUUCAUUGGUGGCAUUGGCCUCUUCAACUUGUUCAAGCAUGACCCUGCCGUUCUCAAAGCUUUUAACCCUAAAUAUAUCUUUGAUUACUUCAAAAGAAAUGGCAGCCAAGCUUGGGUUUCCCUUGGUGGAGUUUUUCUUUGCAUUACAGGAACUGAAGCCAUGUUUGCCGAUUUGGGUCACUUUAAUGUCCGGGCUAUUCAGAUUAGUUUCGGUUCUAUCGUAUUCCCUGCUUUGAUAGCUGCCUACAGUGGGCAAGCUGCAUAUCUAAGAAAAUUCCCGGGCCACGUCGGCAAUACUUUCUACGAUUCAAUUCCAGGUCCUUUGUACUGGCCAACGUUCGUAGUUGCGGUGGCGGCAUCAAUCAUAGCAAGCCAAGCAAUGAUCUCAGGAGCAUUUGCAAUAAUAUCACAGUCCUUGUCUUUAGGCUGCUUCCCCAGAGUUAAAGUCGUCCAUACUUCACACAAGUACGAAGGCCAAGUCUACAUCCCGGAGAUCAAUUACCUUCUAAUGUUGGCUUGUGUCAUCGUCAGCGCUGCCUUCCAAACCACGGAGAACAUCGGCCACGCUUACGGCAUCGCCGUCGUCACCGUCAUGAUCAUGACCACUGGCAUGGUUUCUCUCAUCAUGAUCGUCAUUUGGAAAACCAGCAUUUGGUGGAUCGCUUUGUUCCUUCUCGUCUUCGGCUCCAUCGAGCUUCUCUACUUCUCAUCCGUCCUCUAUAAGUUCACUCAAGGAGGGUUUCUCCCCCUCGUCCUUGCUCUUUUCCUCAUGGCUGUCAUGAUCGUUUGGCACUAUGUUCAUAGGGAGAGAUACGUUUUCGAGCUCAAAAACAAGGUCUCCUCUGGCUACAUAACCGAGUUGGCUUGUAACCCUAAUGUCAACCGAAUUCCUGGAAUUGGCCUUCUCUACUCCGAGUUGGUUCAGGGUAUUCCUCCUAUCUUCCCUCACUUCAUUUCCAGCAUUCCCUCGGUUCAUUCUGUCAUCGUCUUCGUCUCCAUCAAGUCCAUUCCGAUCAGCAAAGUCGAGCCCAAGGAGCGGUUUUUGUUUCGGCACGUGGAGCCGAGGGAGUAUCGAAUGUUUCGGUGUGUGGUCAGAUAUGGAUACAAAGACGUGAUCACCGGAUCAGCCGAGUUCGAGCGGCAGCUGGUGGACAGUUUGAAAGAAUUCAUACGCCAAGAACACAUAAUGCUGGAAGGGAUCCCAUUAGAGCCAACCUCAAACCAGAGCCACUCAGGCAAAAUAGAACCAACAAAAGCAAAACCCUCUUCUUCAUCUGCAGCAACAGUGCACGUCGAAGGAACUGCAGCGGAAGUAGCGAGCCAGUCACAGCGCUCAUCGGGGUCCAUUCAGUCGUUCAACGCUUCAAAAUCGAGGCACUCAUCGAACGCCAUAGCUGCGGGAGGGGCAGUAGAAGAAGAGAUGCAGUUCGUAGAGAAAGCAAUGGAGAAAGGCGUGGUUUAUCUGUUGGGAGAAGCAGAGGUGGUGGCUGAGCCAGAAUCUUCACUGUUUAAGAAGAUAGUGGUGAAUUAUGCCUAUAGUUUCUUGAGGAAGAACUUUAGGCAAGGGGAGAAUAUUCUUGAGAUUCCUCGUACCAGGCUUCUAAGGGUUGGAAUGACUUAUGAAAUAUGA